AUGGAGAAUAGCACUUUCGCUGCGUCGGCAAUUGAUACGUCUGCUGAUUUCUCUUCUGCGCGACUCCGGCGCCGAAGGCAGAAGUUUGCGCGCUCUAGGAAUGGCUGCUUCACCUGCAAACAGCGCAAGGUCAAAUGCGAUGAGCUGAGACCUAUAUGCUCACAUUGCGAGCGCUUGAACAUCGAAUGCAAAUGGUACAGUACCAGGCGAUCUAGCAUCGGAGCUUCCGAUGCGGGAAAUGCGACGCGAACCCCAGAAUCGGGCUUUUCUGCUGGACCGGACAAGUCUGCGUACCUCCCUUCUCAUCCAUCGCAGGAGCCUCAAGGGCUUCACCAGGAGUUUGAUUAUUCAGGCUCCUUUUGGGAGGAAUCAGACGUAUGGCAACAGAUGUUUAUGGAUGUGGAGGGAACUAUCGACUCAGAAAACCAUAUGAUGCAGACCGCCUACAAUAAUCAAACGCAAAAUGACCAUGUCCCACUCACAUCGAGGCCUCGACGAGCCGUACUCGAGGACGAGUGCGAAGGAAGAAGAGCAGAGCCGAGUUCCUUAUCAGCAAAGUCACCCGCAAGCUCAAAUAGGACACAAGAAACAAUACCACAAGACUCGUCAGACAAUCAGGGACUAAUCGAUUACUUCGCCCACUCAGUGACACCGCCGAUCCUUUCUGAGGUAGAAGCACAAAGGAACUGGAUCGCGAUGCGAAAAGUCUUGAUCAAGAUGGCAACAGAGUCUAGAAUGGUUCGGUGGGCGGUUCUGGCUUUCGCAAACGCUAUCCUCUGCCUCCGAAACAACGACUGGAGGACCAGUAAGCAGCAUCAUUAUCAAAAUGCUGCUGCUGAGAUAGCCCAGUUGUUCCCUCCAAAGGUCACCGAGCUAGUAGCUCAACAUAGCCGGCAAAGGGAGAACAUGUUCGCAACGCUGUUCUUCCUCAGCUACAUUGACAUUCUUGAAGCGAGGGUCGAAACUGCCCGGUCACACCUACAGAAAGCUUACGAUUUAUUUCAAAGAGGAAAGUCCGAGCGCUUUGCGCCGAUGGAAAAACAGCUACUUCUAUGGAUCCGUUUGCUCGAUGCACGCACGGUGGCUGCCGGUGGUGAAGGCCUGUUCCUAUCAAAAGAUGAUGAAGAAAUUCUCGUCUUUCAGACUUCGCCUGCUAGUUUUGGCGGAGACGAUGGGGAUUCAGAUAAGGAUGAGCUCGACGACAGCGACGUAGACGACAUUCUGUUCCAAGCGCUGUAUCAACCUGGAAUCAUCUUCUUCCAGAAAGUUCAGAGUUUCAUGGGCCACAUAGCAAAGAUUGAUCCAUGGCACCGAUCUCGAGGCACUGUGGAAGAUGAGACUGAAGUCAUGAGCACUGCCGCGGUGAUUGCUGCUAAUCUACGAGACCUAUAUGAGCAGCGUCCGGUCCUCAUGGAUUGUGCUGUCGCAGGGAAACUGACAACCAAGCACAUCUCUGCAUCCUUGGCAUUGCCUUUAACACGGGCCUUUCGGACCUACUUGUCCAAUUACUAUGCCAGCAAGAUACAUCUCCACAGGGUAGCAUACAAAACUUUUCCACUCACGAAGGAAGCUCGAGAGGCGAUGGAUCAGAUCAGGGGCUUGGGAAAACUCAUUGCUUCGAGUCUCGAAGGGGAGAAUAGUCCACUACCAAUCAAUAUGCUAUGGCCACUACUGCUCCUCGGGACGGAGGAGCAAGAUCUUGGCGAAAGGUUGUGGAUCAAAGACCAGAUUCUUCGAAUGGAGAAGGUUUCCAGUAAUGCCCGAAUUACAGCACAGGUACUCGAAGAAGUACAAGCACGCCAAGAUGCUUCCAAGUCAAGGGUUGAUAUUGGGACGGUGAUGCGCGAGAUCUUCAACAAACGAUUCGCCGUUGUAUAA
Molecule: messenger RNA, 1878 nt
Organism: Clonostachys byssicola
Lineage: Eukaryota; Fungi; Ascomycota; Sordariomycetes; Hypocreales; Bionectriaceae
Source: the annotation of a GenBank genome assembly